ACAGCUCAAACUAUAACAUGUCCCCAGUGCCGCUAUGUGUAUCCUCUAAAGCUGUUUGAUUUCAUGUGGUGGAAACGGCUACAUAAAAGCACCAAGCCGAGGGUAGUGUGUCAGAGGGAUCAGCGACCAAUGGGAGAUCAUUUUCCAAUUUGUCUUCUCUGGUGUCCCGCCCUGUCCCUUUUGCUCUCUCUCUCCUCCCGAUUAUUGUAUGGGUAGGAGAGCACCAUCUCUCCUCAUAUUCUGCGUUCUGCAGUUUGACAGGCUGUUCCUCAAAGAAUCCCAACAGCUUUUUUCAGUACACCUGCAAGCAGGAUGCAGCGUUUCAGAGAAGGCAUCCACAUCCGCACCAUGAAAGCCAAGAGGAAAGUGGAGGAGAUCUCCAAAGAGGACAUCCAGACUUUCCUAAAAAAGAAUGCCUUUGUUCUGUUCACGGUCGGUGCAGUGAUUGCAGGGAUCAUUUUGGGCUUUGCGUUGCGUCCCUACAAGAUGUCCUAUCGAGAGGUGAAGUACUUCUCUUUCCCUGGAGAGCUACUGAUGAGAAUGCUGCAGAUGCUUGUUCUACCCUUACUGGUCUCCAGUCUAAUAACAGGUAAAAAAA
Molecule: messenger RNA, 598 nt
Organism: Hippocampus comes (tiger tail seahorse)
Lineage: Eukaryota; Metazoa; Chordata; Actinopteri; Syngnathiformes; Syngnathidae
Product: excitatory amino acid transporter 1-like
Exons: 3
Biological process (GO): L-glutamate import across plasma membrane; D-aspartate import across plasma membrane; L-aspartate import across plasma membrane
Cellular component (GO): plasma membrane
Molecular function (GO): glutamate:sodium symporter activity; L-glutamate transmembrane transporter activity; neutral L-amino acid transmembrane transporter activity
Source: RefSeq, a predicted model, not a curated record